Messenger RNA from Macrobrachium nipponense, 966 nucleotides. RefSeq names its product GATA zinc finger domain-containing protein 4-like. Bases 1 to 966 code for a protein of 321 amino acids. NCBI's taxonomy places the organism in Eukaryota, Metazoa, Arthropoda, Malacostraca, Decapoda, Palaemonidae. The record is from RefSeq and is a predicted model, not a curated record. The transcript has 5 exons.
AUGUCGCAAAGUCCUCAUUUUGAUGGCGGAUGGGUCCAUCGCGUGAUGAGAUUCCACCCAAGCGCUCUUCACAUGUUUCCCAUCACUCUUCCUUACAACAAGCCCAUGCCAUCUCAAUCUGGAUGGAUUCUCACAUCAAAUAUCAACUACACGGUGAAUAUUCCUACGGUAAAGAUAGGGGGUUUAUCAGGAGUGACAUUUCGAGGUGCUAUGGCGAAUGCAACUCACAUCCAGAUGACUGGAAACUUCAGACGUCUUGUCAUCUUGUUAAUGCUUCGUUAUCAGGUUAAAGGUCUAGGGACGGUGACGACGAACAGCACGUUGCCUCACCAGGAAGAAUUGCUUUUAAAGGAAGUUUUCACAAAUUCUGCGGUCAAGGCUCUAAUCUAUGUUGAUCCAGCAACUUCCAACCUGACUAUCAAUGAGUUUGAGUUCAUCGUUGGCACCAAGAACAACAACUCCUACAACAACAACGACGACUACAACAACAACGACGACUACAACAACGACGACAUCUACACCAACAACAACAAGACCAACAACAACAACGCCACCACCAACAACAACAAGACCAACAACAACGCCACCACCAACAACAACAAUACCAACAACAACGCCACCACUAACUACAACACCACCAACAACAACGCCACCACCAACAACAACAAGACCAACAACAACGCCACCACUAACUACAACACCACCAACAACAACGCCACCACCAACAACAACAAGACCAACAACAACGCCACCACCAACAACAACAAUACCAACAACAACGCCACCACUAACUACAACACCACCAACAACAACGCCACCACCAACAACAAGACCAACAACAACGCCACCACCAACAACAACAACACCAACAACAACGCCACCACCAACUACAACAACAAUAUCGUCAUCCACAACAAGACUUUCGGGACGUUCUGGAAACCGCGAAGCACUGAACCAGAGCUCUAA